Mustela lutreola (European mink) is the source of this 1957-nucleotide messenger RNA. RefSeq lists its product as uncharacterized. The coding region runs from base 563 to 1171 and encodes 202 amino acids. Lineage: Eukaryota; Metazoa; Chordata; Mammalia; Carnivora; Mustelidae. The record is from RefSeq and is a predicted model, not a curated record. The transcript has 4 exons.
GCCCCGCGCCCCGCGCCCCGCUGGUGGCCAGAGAGCAGCCUCACCGCACGCCACGGACGAACCCGCCCCUGCCGCGUAGAUCGCGGGAACGCCUCCUCUCUCCUUCCGGUGGAAAGCAGCCCUUUCCGGUUUCCGGUCGUGGGGAGGAAGUCCCGCCCCGCGCAAUAGCGCAACGCAGCGGGACGCGCUGACGCGACACAGAUGCGCCCGCAGACGAGAGUCAGUGGCGGGGUAGGUGGGCCGUGGGACUCCUGGACUGAGGUCGCAGUUGCUGGGUCCCCGGUGGGGAGUGGGGAGAGGGCAGAGCAGUUCAGCGGGGGCUGGGAAAGCGGCUUGGAGACUCCCGUUUCCCCAAGAACUCGCUCCUUCCUCCCUGAGCGUCCUUCGGGGGAUCGAGGCCCUUCCCUCGCCGGCUGCCGCGUAUUUGACUCCGUUUCUGCGUUCCGAUGAUCUGCGCAGCCGCGUACCCUGCAGUCAGAAUGGUUACGCUUACUGAGCAUUAGCUGAGCGUCGUCUCGGAGCAGGAGCUCCUGAGCUUCGUUCUGGAACCAAGAAGUCCGGCAUGAAGAUGUCAGCAGGAUCAUGCUUCUGUCUGAAGCUGUGGGCCCUGACAGGGGCAGUGAGCACCAUUAAGUUCUUCCUGUCUGAGGCCUUCCUGGGGCGGCACUUCGAGGCGGUGGAGUUGGAAGGCAAGGAGCCCGAGCCGGGAGACCUCUUCCUGUUCAGGCUGUUGUCCCCCACCGGACGCUGGUGCGGGGCCCACGUGGGAGUGUACUGUGGCCGCGGGGAGAUCAUCCAUUUCGAAGGGAGGAAUGUCGCCAGCCAAGGGCCUCACGCGUUUCUGGGCUCCUGCGAAGGCAUUGUAUCCAAACAGGGGCAGCGCCCGCUGCAGCGCUCCCGCUCGCUGUGGCGUGUGCUGCGUAGACGUGGCGGCGUUGACCCGGUGGGCCUGGAGCGCCGUGUGCGCGAGGCCAUGGAUGCCGACCCGCCCCCCUACCACCCCACGCGCAGCAACUGCGUGCACUUUGCGCUGCGUCUGCUCGGCCCCGGGCCCACCCUGGACCCCCUGCGAAUAGACGGCAGUCCUGUUAGCUCGGUGAGUGUGGCUCCGUUACCCAGCCACGACCCCACCCCGCCUCCGCCUCCACAGCCAGUUAACAAACAGGGCUAACCUCAAACCCAAGAUCCACUUUACUCUGCCGGACCCAAAGCACCCAGAAACAAAGCAGGCCUGCCAACUCGAAGUUCCACUUCUCUAAAACUCUUUUGGGCCCACUCCAGGAAGGCCCCAGCUCACAGAUCUUGGGCACAUCGAUUUCCGCCAGCCUACCUGCUUCCAAACCCGGACGCUGCUGGUCCUUGUUAAGCCUCUUUUGCAUUCCCCCAGCAGAACCUACCUACGGAGCCCAUCUUUCUUGCCCUUUACACCCAGGCCCACAGAUUCUGGUUCUGAUCCCACACCUGGUACCUAGUCUAGAUCAAGACUCAGCCCUAUGAACUCCUGCUCUCCAAGUCAAGCCCUCCUCACCACCUCCUCCUCUUCCUCCUCCUCCUCCUCCAAACCCAGCCAAGAGACCUCAGCCAUCCAACCCGAUGGCCCAAACUCGGGCCCAACUGGAUCUCACCCCUUUCCCAAAACCUGGUCACUACUUUCUCUCUAGAUCCAGGCCACCUCUCCUUGGGGGUACUUUGGGCCUUGGCAGCUGAGCUGGAGGCCUGACAUGAUCCAGGAGCCCUGCCUGUCACACCAAACCUUAACCCAGUUUCUUCCUCUCUCCCUUCCUUUCUAGAUGUCGGUGGACCUGAACUUGAGUGUGGACUAGGUGUGGCCUUAGGCCCUCCUGACUGUGUACUGGGGCUUCAGAAUGGUCAUUAAACUAUUUUGCAAAGAUGAGUUCAGGGUUCACUGUCCCUUCUAUUCAGUCUCCAUUUCUCUGCCUACAGCGGGCUGUAGGCU